Messenger RNA from Malaya genurostris, 908 nucleotides. Its product is annotated as nuclear nucleic acid-binding protein C1D-like. The coding region runs from base 166 to 627 and encodes 153 amino acids. Gene Ontology annotation, molecular function: DNA binding; RNA binding. NCBI's taxonomy places the organism in Eukaryota, Metazoa, Arthropoda, Insecta, Diptera, Culicidae. Gene Ontology annotation, biological process: maturation of 5.8S rRNA; regulation of gene expression. Gene Ontology annotation, cellular component: nucleolus; exosome (RNase complex). The transcript has 3 exons. The record is from RefSeq and is a predicted model, not a curated record.
GCUGAAAGGCUGAAACUAAUACUCUAGUACCACAUUCAUCCGUGAACUGUCAUCAGUACUAGAUCAGUCAGAGACGGAUUCUGUGUACAAGAACAGGACACAUGUCAAAAGCAGUGGCAUAUUGUUUUGAUUAGAGAGCAGCGGCGAGAAUACGCCCAUAGUAAAAUGGACGUAGACACUUUCGAAAUCGAAGAUUUCGACUACGGUGAACUGAAGAACGACACUGCUUUCAUCAACAAGAACGAAAACCUUUCAGAAUGCAUUGAACGGAUCCGGCAAAAUUUGGCCAUCGCCAGAGAGGACUACAAAAAUUACGAAAGCUUUACCCUGGAGGAGAAGGUGAAAUAUGAUCUGCACUUAUCUUACAGCAUCAAUUCGCUUUACUGGAUGUAUCACAAAAUUAUUGGUCUGGAUCCGAACAAGCACGGGAUCAAAGACGAGCUAGCUCGUAUCAAAGCUGCCAUGAUUCGGGAGAAGGAAAUUUACGACCACAAGUACAACCGACCACUGCUAGAUCAGGGUGCUGCCAAACGUUUCGUGCGAGCCGGUUUGUACGACCACAAAAACCGCGAUAAGCCAGAAACCAUCGAUCCACCGCCUAACAAGAAGAUACGUUUCGACGAUUAGCACCGAAGAGAACUUUCUUUGUUCCUUUCGCAGGGUACAAAUUUUCACGUUUGGCUGAUACUGCUGCAUUGAUGAAGGUCUGACCGAACGCCACCUAGUUAAAUAAGUCGAUUAUUUUCUUCAAGUUGUUGAAUCCAUAUGUGGUAGGCAUCCAUUCUCCUAAAUCGCUGCCUACUUGGCAAGAAUUCGCAGUGAGCGAAGUUCGUCCUGAUAAAUUAAAAUGUGCACAUAAGCGAUAUUAUCCUAAUAAAUAGAGUAUUGACAUCGAUUCUUACAAAUUA